This is a messenger RNA of Mauremys mutica (yellowpond turtle), 1984 nucleotides long. RefSeq names its product coiled-coil domain containing 28A (gene CCDC28A). The record is from RefSeq and is a predicted model, not a curated record. Lineage: Eukaryota; Metazoa; Chordata; Testudines; Geoemydidae. The transcript is spliced from 6 exons. Bases 267 to 821 code for a protein of 184 amino acids.
CCCCACAGAGAGGCCGUUUCGGUUUUUCCUCCCUUCCGGCUCUCGCCGCAGUGAAUGCUGGGAGUUGUCGUUUAUUCGCUCUUCCGGCACAGGCCUGGCUCCAGAGCUGGGCGCCGGAGGCCUGCACUCCCGCUCCCACAAUGCACAGCGCGCCCACCGAAGGUCGUAUGAGGAGGCGUCACUUCCGUAAACACGCUGGGCGACCGGUGAAACGGGAAGCUGCGCAGAUAAGAAAUUAGUCUGAGUGCAAUAGUUAACCAGCGGAAAUGGAAGAAAGGAAAAUCAAGAGGAGGAGCCCCAAAUCAUCCAGUAGUCACCCAACUCAGGUUGCUAAUGCCAAGAAAAAUUCUGUGCCGGUCAGUAGAAGUACAGCAUUUUCAAAUCCUGCACCACAAGCAAAUUCACAAAGACCAAAGUUAAAAAGAGGAAUAAAAGAAAAAGCCAAACCUCCAGGAGGGGAAGGAAAAGGGGCACAGGCAGCUCCAAUACAGCACUCUUUUCUCACAGAUGUAUCAGACGUUCAAGAGAUGGAGAGGGGACUUCUGAGCCUUCUAAAUGAUUUCCACUCUGGCAAACUUCAAGCAUUCGGAAAUGAGUGUUCCAUAGAACAGAUGGAACAUGUGCGGGGGAUGCAGGAGAAGCUAGCUCGCUUGAAUUUGGAACUCUAUGGGGAGUUGGAAGAACUUCCUGAAGAUAAAAGAAAAGUUGCCAGUGACUCCAAUUUGGAUAGGCUGCUAUCAGAUCUGGAAGAACUGAAUUCUUCUAUACAAAAACUUCAUUUAGCAGAUGCACAAGAUAUCCCAAAUACCUCCACCAGUUAAAAGUGUAGAUUUUUUUUUAUUUAGAGAUCUCUCCAGAAGUCAUGUCUUUAUUUUUCCAAUGGAAUCUAGAUUCUUACUCAUUUUCCACAACAGAAAAUUAAAGUGCAAAUACAAGUGAUUAUUUUCACACAUUCCUGUUAGCAGAUUUGAGCACUGCGAUAUAUCAGGGUUGGAAUCUAUUGAUCUAACUGCAAUGGUGUGCUGCUAUGCUUGUUUUAAUGCCUUAUUUAAUAUAAAGUGGGGAAAACUUGAAAGUACAUUCUCAGUGUUGUUCAUAUAUCUAUUGGAUUUAUAUAUGUACAUAUAAUAUGUUCACUAACAUUACUCCAAUUUUGACAAAGCUAGCAGUGAAGCUUUUUUGUAGCUGCCUUCCUGCCUAGUAUGUAGACAAUCUGCACACUCUUUAGUGUAUUUUGUUCACCAUUAAAUUAUGCCAUACACUAUGUUAAAAAGUGUAGCAUCUGUUUAAUUAUGCUCAGAGAAAGAGCUCUUGUAGGGUCUGAAUUUUUACAAAGUCAAUUUUUUCCCUUGCUCUGUCAACCACUUUAAAAUUUCACCCAGUUAGAAUUAGAAUACAUACAGGCAGCCCAUGUCAUUUGGUUUUGGCAAUUUUGAAUUCUCAGCAAUACUUAAACACUGUCACUCCAUAAUAAAUCCAUUCUAUACUACUUUGCUUUCCAUUAACUUCUUUUGUUUAGUAAAGUCUCCCUUUUUUGAGGGGUUAAGGGCUGUUCACUAUUUUUAGUUAUUUCAGGAGUGGAGAGAAUAAGCAACAAUAAACACUGACCUUCAACACAUGCCCAGUAACAAGAGGUCUGUUCCUAAAAAAUGCUUCUACUGGCAGGUUUUGUGGAGCACACGUUACUAUACAUAUUUCAGUACUGAAGAUGUUGUACUGAUGGAUUCACAGUUGACAAAGCAGGCCCAUAGCUAGCAAGCACAAAUCUACCCCACACAAAGUUCCUUUCAUACAAUCAAGCUGAAUCAUUGCUCCUGCCUUGUAGCAGCAUGAGCCCAAAUCCCAUACAAAUUGCAACAUUUCUUGAACAUGGACAGAGAGCCUGUGUUUGUGCAAAGACUGAUUACGUGAUGGCUCAAAACUUCUACCAGAGCAUGUGAAAAUGUGCACUCAGUGGUGCAUUUGUUCUAAUGUGUAGUUAAAC